Arabidopsis thaliana (thale cress) is the source of this 363-nucleotide messenger RNA. RefSeq lists its product as uncharacterized. Lineage: Eukaryota; Viridiplantae; Streptophyta; Magnoliopsida; Brassicales; Brassicaceae. Bases 1 to 363 code for a protein of 120 amino acids. The record is from RefSeq and is marked reviewed. The transcript is spliced from 2 exons.
AUGUGGGUUAAACCGUUAAGAGAGGCAUCUCAAGGAAAAAAGGAGGAAGAAAUCCAUAUUAAAACGUCUUCAAGCUCCUCAGCUCGUUCUCUAGCUCCUCUGCUCGUCCUCAAGCUUAUCCGCUCGCUCUCAAGCUCCUCAGCUCGUCUUCAAGCUUCUCAGCUCGUUCUCAAGCUCCUCUGCUCGUCCUCUAGCUCCUCUGCUUGUCCUCAAGCACUUCAGCUCGCCCUCAAGCUCCUCUGCUGGUCCUCAAGCUCCUCAACUGGUCCUCAAGCUCCUCAGCUCGUCUUUAAGCUCUCCAGCUCGUCUUUAAGUUCAGCUCGUCUUCAAGCUCCACCACUCAACGACCAUCUCCUCGCCUAG